[Torrubiella] hemipterigena is the source of this 597-nucleotide messenger RNA. The record is from the annotation of a GenBank genome assembly. Lineage: Eukaryota; Fungi; Ascomycota; Sordariomycetes; Hypocreales; Clavicipitaceae.
AUGGCGCCAAGCAACUCAAAGUCGUCAAAAGGAAAGGGCUCUUCCUCCAAGUCCGGAGCUGGAGGCAAGUCCGGAUCUGGUGGCAGGUCGGCCUCGGCCGGCGUGUCCAAGCCAUCCAAGCCCAAGGGCCCUUCCAAGGCACAGCAGGUCAAGGAAAAGAACAUUCUUGCCAUGUUCAAGAAGCCCAAGAAGAAGACAUACACGGAUGCCGAACUCGGAAUCCCUACCUUGAACAUGAUUACACCUGUUGGAGUUGUCAAGCCCAAGGGCAAGAAGAAGGGCAAGAUUUUUGUCGACGAUAAGGAGAGCAUGAGUACGAUUCUAUCCAUUGUCCAAGCCGAAAAGGAUGGUCAGAUUGAGUCCAAGAUGAUCAAGGCCCGUCAGAUGGAAGAGAUCCGUGAAGCCCGUCGCGUCGAAACCGAGAAGAAGGAACAGGAAAAGAAAGACCGACUUGAAGACACAAAACAGUCUUUGCGCAAGAAGCGCAAGAGAAAGGGUGAAGACGACGAGGAUGGCGACACCGUCAAGAGCUACGCUUCGACCGGCAGCAAAGCAACCAAGGCCAAGUCUUCUAAGAAGCGUGUCUCCUUUGCUUAA